AUGGGACAGACCGAGCUGAAGAGCGAACUGCGUGGCUUGCAGUGCAUGGAUUUCCAAGCGGAGGAGGCCUACCACGAGCUCUUGCAGAUCCAGGACUGCACCUCCCCGGGAAGAAGGUUCGCCCGGGUGCCCGGUGCAUCUCAAGACGGCACGGCCUUUGAGAAGCGUGAGGAGUUGGAGCUUCGGAGCAACCUGCGGAAAAAGGGUGUGGCUGUGCAGGUCCGGGAGGAGGGCAAGAACCAGGCGCCGCAGUAUCGCUGGCUCUACGAUCGGAAGCGGAUUGAGGAGCCCUUGCCAAGGGAGAUCCGGUUGCCACAGGCGGUGGUUUUGCUGGCGAUCUUGAUCUUGCCCUGGAAGCUCUGCUUCACAGGGGCAGCAGUGCCAACCCUGCGGAGUUGCUGGAGACUUGGUGGAAAUGCCAAGGAGCCUGGCAUUGCAGUGGGCGCGUCCGCGCAGUCAACAGACAGCGGCUUCUUGCAACAGUUGCAGUCCGCGACCGCUUCCGAUGUGCUGCAGCUGUUGAGGCAGCGAAGGCCCGAGCUUCAGCUGGCUGAGUCCUUGUCCGCCUUCCAGCAGCUCCUUGAGCUAGAUGCAGACGUGGCAUCCCUCAUUCAGGAGGAUGUGAUUGCAGACGUCUUGGAGUUUCAGGUCCAGGCGCUGGCGGCUUCAAAGAGACCGCCGACGAAGACGCGGAUCGCGCUGGGAGCGCUGGGUCUGGAGCUCCACGAGCGUGGCGCAGGCGACAGUCUCCUGCGCGCCGCGGUGUCCUCCCUGGAGCCGGCACGGCUGCGGGUGGCAGAGCUGAGAGAUGUCUUCGAAAGCCGCCUCAUAGGCGGCCGAGGGGCCGAGCUGCAUCUCUGCCAGCGAGCUCACCCGAUUCGGGAGCAAAACAAGCCCACUAUGAAGGUGUUCACCUUGUCGGGAGGUCUCCCGGAGCUGCGGGCGGCGUGUUGGGCGGCGCUGGGGCAACUGGUGCACCGCACCAACACCGAGUUCCUGGUCCUCGCUUGGGAAAAGCUGGCGGAGUUCCAGGAUGUGCCCACGGAGUCGGAGCUUGUGGAAGAUUUGCUGGCUCGGGCCCACCAGAAGCGCCUCCAAUUCACCCAAGACGAGCAGUUGAGGCUGCUCCAUAGCCUGGCGCGGCUGAACCAGCGUGACAAGACAUUGUCGAAAACAUUUGCUGACCAAGCAGCUGAAGACAUCACCCCGUACUCGGUGCCAGAGAUUGUACUUUGGGCCGACAGCAUAACGAGGUUGAGCUUCGAGCAUCCCAAGCUGCUGCGUGUUUUGGCCCAGGUUACCACCUGGAAGUCGGAGCAGAUGUCUGGCUCCGAGUUGGGCACCAUGCUCAGCUGCUUCAGCCACUUUGGGUACCGAGACGAAGCCGCCUUGGAGGAUGCAGCAGGGCCCUCGGAAACGCACUGGCCUGAGGCGCGCCAGAGCCAAGCUGCGCCCAGACCUCCGCUCUUGCAGGAGACCUUCACCAUCAACUGCCCGGUGCACGGGCAGAUGUACUUGCCGCAGUACGUGAAACUCGUUGUGGACACCUUCUGCUUCCAGCGCAUGCGCUUCAUCAAGCAGCUGGGCAUUUGCGCGAAUGUCUAUCCAGGAGCUACACACAACCGUUUCUUCCACUCCAUUGGCACUGCGUAUCUGGCCUACGAGUUCAUCAAGAAUCUUCGGCGGCAGCACCCAGAGCUGCAAAUCUCCGACCGGGAUGAGGUGUGCGUGACACUGGCCGGGCUUUGCCAUGAUCUCGGACAUCCUUGCUAUAGCCACAUGUUCGAGAGUUUCUUGCACCAGUUGGGCAAAGAGAAGCGGAAGAUGGCGGGGCAGUAUGGGAAGCCGCUGCCCGCAGAGCUGGAAGCCUCCAUCAGGAAGUAUGAGACCUGGAGCCAUGAGAAGGCGUCGCAGAUCCUGGUGGUCCAUAUCUUGGAGAGGCUGCAAGCAAGCCUCGAGCUGGCUGGCCUAAGAAGGGACAAGUACGAUGACUUCAUCCUUAUCUGCGAGCUGAUUGAUCCCCCGAAGAAGGAGCUGCAUGAGUGCUUGCGCGCUGGGACGCUAAAGGAGAAAUGGCCCGAAUUGAUCAAGGGCCGACCGGUGGAGAAGGCCUUCUUGUAUGAGAUUGUGAGCAAUUGGCGGAGUGGGAUCGACGUGGACAAGUUCGACUAUUUCCGGCGGGACGCUCACUUCCUGGGUCUUCAGCGUCAGUUCGACCAUGUCCGGUACAUGAAGUCGGCAAGGGUGAUUCUGGACAGUGACAGGGAACAGGGCGUGCCCACAAUCUCACCUCCGGAGAAGGACCGUGAUAACAUCCGAGAUAAUCUGAUGGAGCUGCGCAAGACGCUGCAUCGCACAGCCUACCAGCACAAAACGGUCAAGAAGCUGGAGCAGCACAUGAUUGAUCUUUUGAAGCUACUGGACAAGACGCCCUUCCUCACCGGUUCCAGCGGGCAGAAGCUGACCAUGAGUCAGGCAGCGCUGGACGUUGACCUGGUGGCGUAUCCCAAACUCACCGACAUGGCGGUGGAGAGCCGAUUGCUGGAAGCAGAGGAGGAUUUUUUGCAAGAGGCCUGCAAGGAGUACCAGCUGAGAUUUCUGCAGAGGAAGAUCAUGCGGAACGUCAUCAUUUGGACCCUCAGCAACGAAGAGGAGAAUCCACGAUUUCAGCUGCCUGAAGAGGAUGACUACUUGGCCCGGGUCCUGACAGCAUAUUAUGCCACGGCCGUCAUUCAAGCCUCCAGGCCCAAUGCGCCUGAGUACGAAGUCACUGCGGAUCAGCUUCGGCUUGCAACAGCCAAGCUGAACUAUGGUAUGGGGCACAAGGAUCCGGUGAAGAACAUCAUUUUCCACGACAAGCAGCUGAACAAACGAGGAUAUGACGCAGACCCGGACGCCAAUCCACACCGGACCAAGCUCUUCCUCUUUUGGAACCCUCCAAAUGACUUGGAUCCGGACAUCUGCGAGGCCACCCUCCACAGGCUGACCACUGCCGCCAGCACGGUGGCCAGCGACUUGAACGGGGACGCCUUGCCGGAUACAACGCCCGCGUCCCCCAUGAAGCCCAAGCGCGCCAGCGCCACGUCCCUCGACAACGACACUCUGGACGCGAAGCCGCCGCCAGCCAAAAAGUCGAGGCGGAUGCUGAAAGUGCAGUCCUCAUGCCCAGACGCGUUGGAAGGCCUCUUCGGCAAGCUCGAGCAGCUCGACUGA
Messenger RNA from Effrenium voratum, 3213 nucleotides. Lineage: Eukaryota; Dinophyceae; Suessiales; Symbiodiniaceae. The record is from the annotation of a GenBank genome assembly.